AUGGCUCCCCUGCAUUCUCAAUUACUAGUUUUCAGCACCCUCAUUUUGCUUCUCAAUGUCCAAUUAACUCAUGCCACGCCGACAACGACAGCAAUUGCCAAAGGCCAAAUAACCUGCACAAUGUGCUCCUCCUGUGACAACCCAUGUCAGCCCAUUUCAUCUCCGCCACCACCACCAUCAUCUGACUAUAAUUUUCAUCCACCACAAUAUUGCCCGGGAGGUUGCUCUCAGCAGCCUCCAUUACCGCCUUAUAAUGGCGGUGGUGGUGGUGUCGGUGAUGGUGAUUACUACUAUCCUCCGACCGACCCUUCUGUAUACCCUAUCCCACCACCUCCAAACCCCAUUUUACCGUAUUUCCCUUUCUAUUUUCACAACCGUCCUUCACCUUAUAUAGUUGACUCUAAAUCCGUUCAGUUCAAGAACCAUCCUUUUAUCACUUGUCUCAUUCUGGUUCUUCCCAUUUUCUUGUUUCUGUAA
This is a messenger RNA of Solanum tuberosum (potato), 477 nucleotides long. Its product is annotated as leucine-rich repeat extensin-like protein 3. Lineage: Eukaryota; Viridiplantae; Streptophyta; Magnoliopsida; Solanales; Solanaceae. Bases 1 to 477 code for a protein of 158 amino acids. The transcript has a single exon. The record is from RefSeq and is a predicted model, not a curated record.